GGAAGUUCUCUGAGGUCGCGGGCCGCGCGCUGCUGCGCCGUCGCGUCCACUUUGCGCCCCGGUAGCCGCGCGUGUUUCCCGAGGAAGACGCGGUCAUGGUCUUCCUCUCGUCGCAGCUCUGGCUGCGGAACCGCCUCACCGACCGCUACUGGCGGAUCCAGGAGGUGCUGCAGCACGCGCGGCACUUCCGGGGCCGCAAGAACCGCUGCUACCGCCUGGCGGUCAGAGCUGUUACUCGCUCGUUCGUGAAGUGCACCAAAGCCCGGAGACUGAAGAAGAGGAACAUGCGGACGCUCUGGAUCAAUCGAAUUACUGCUGCCUCUCAGGAGCAUGGCCUGAAGUACUCAACAUUCAUUGCCAAUUUAGUUAAGUGCCAGGUGGAGCUCAACAGGAAAGUACUUGCUGAUCUAGCCAUUUAUGAACCAAAGACUUUUAAAUCUUUGGCUGCUUUGGCGAAAAGGAGGCGAGAGGAAGGUUUUGCUGCUGCCUUGGAUGACGGGAAGGAGCCAGAAGGCGUGUUUUCCAGAGUGGUGCAGUACCGCUGAGCAGAGCGUGCCUCGGCAUCUAUGGCCCACGUGAGCCUCACACUAAACGCAGGGACAGAAAUCCAGUCCAUGGCAGUGACGCCCAGUUGGUGGAUGGCGUGUCAGUGUGAUGUCAUCUGUGGUUACUUCCUUCGUGGUAGGUGGAAGUCCACUUUCUGUAUCGGGUCUCCCGAGUCUCUGAUUCAGAAAUAGCACUUGAUUGCAAAUAAAGCAUGUGUGAGCUGAA
This is a messenger RNA of Sorex fumeus (smoky shrew), 771 nucleotides long. RefSeq names its product mitochondrial ribosomal protein L20 (gene MRPL20). The coding region runs from base 96 to 545 and encodes 149 amino acids. Gene Ontology annotation, cellular component: ribosome. Gene Ontology annotation, molecular function: structural constituent of ribosome; rRNA binding. The transcript has 4 exons. Gene Ontology annotation, biological process: ribosomal large subunit assembly; translation. Lineage: Eukaryota; Metazoa; Chordata; Mammalia; Eulipotyphla; Soricidae. The record is from RefSeq and is a predicted model, not a curated record.